Molecule: messenger RNA, 1317 nt
Organism: Mya arenaria
Lineage: Eukaryota; Metazoa; Mollusca; Bivalvia; Myida; Myidae
Exons: 6
Coding region: 215-1132 (305 amino acids)
Cellular component (GO): membrane
Source: RefSeq, a predicted model, not a curated record
AGUAGUUUUCGUUGAGCCUUUUGACAUAACCAUUUGGUAAAUAACAAGACUUUUAGUCUAGCUAGUACCAAAUAUUUUUCGCAUAUAUUAAGUAGUUGACGUGAAUUACUGAGAAAUAACAAGAAGUUGUGGAAAGUGUCUAUUGAGUGCUGCGAUAUUUUGUCCCGUUCAUCUUUAAAACCGUCGUGUGCGGAGUUCGCAUUACGGACUUAGGAUGGACGCGCUGUUCUGUUACCACAUCAUGCUGAUGGUGCUGGCGACGCUGGCGUUCAUCUUCCUCUGGACGGGCUUCUCGACGCCUGGCUGGCUCGUGGUCACCUUCCAGGAGCGGCAGGCUGAGAGCGAGUAUACAGUGUCCUCAAUUAACAGGUCGCUGUUUUACGACAUCCACUGUCCCCAGGAACUGCGCGACUGUAAGACAUGCCAGGCCGGCGACGCUUCGGACGAGUGUGUCACAGACAUGGCUUACGUUGCCUACACGUACCACUACACCUGGAUCGAGGCUCUGACGGCGGACAAGGAGGAGUGGGUAGCAUGGCGCGUCAUCAUGAUCGUAGCGGUGGUCCUGGCGACGUUCGGCUUCAUCCUCGUGCUCUGCCUCGUCUGCUGCAUCUUCCGGACGUACACGUACCGCCUCGUCGCCUCUACGGGAUUCUUCUUGUGGCUAAUCGCCGGUAUCAUUGUGUGGGUUCCGGUGGGGAUGGUGGCGGACAUGCAGUCGAACGUCCAGGACACGGUUGACUCGGACGUCCCUCACGACGCCACCAUGCACAUACCCUACUCAGUCGUCCUCGUCGGCAUCGCAGGAUUCCUCGCCCUCGUCGUCGCCCUAAUGCUUCUCUGGCUCACAGGCGUGUGUGGCGGUCAGGACCGGGAGAAGUCGGAGACGCGCUCGGACACGGAACUGUUCUCGGACCGGACUAUGGUCAGGGACCGUCGCUACUACGGACCUCAUCCGAUGUACCAACCAGAGAGGCCCGUCUAUUACAGGGAGCCGGAGCCGACCCCUGCGUACGUACAGGAACAGGUAGUUGUGGACGACUACCCCUAUUACAAGGGUUCCACCGCGUGGGGCCCUAACCCCUGGUACGAUAAUCGGUACGGCCACCCGGACGACAGAUCCGUGCUGUAGGCUGUACCAUGCACGGCGGUCGCCUUAAUCCAGUACUCGACGAGGAUAUUUUCGUUAUAAACCGUUUAGUAAACUUUAUCUUAUGGGACAUUUAUUUAAAAAAUAAUAAAAAAGAUUGUAUCAAAUUUGGCUUUUAAUAAAUAACACUGUAUGGUAUUUUUUAUAAAUAAAACGUUGAACAGAAA